UCAUAUUUCCAUUUAAAACAAAAGAAAGCAAAACAACAAGAAGGCAACAAAAGGUUUAUUUUGAGAUGAAAAUUUGCAGGUGGAUGCAUGAGGUGAAGGCAGUGAUAUUAAUGGUGGUGGUUCAGUUCUUCUUGGCUGGGCUUAAUGUGUUGUACAAAUUGGCAACAUAUGAUGGUAUGAGCUUGAGGGUGAUUGUCUCCUACAGAUUCAUUUUCGCCACUCUCUUCUUGAUUCCUCUUGCUCUCAUCUUUGAAAGGAAGAAGAGGCCUAAGCUUACAUGGACUAUACUGUUUCAAGCUUUUCUCUGCGGCUUUUUUGGGGGAUCGUUGUGUCAAAAUCUGUAUUCUGAAAGUUUGGUGUUAACGUCUGCAACAUUUGCUUCUGCUAUGGCUAAUCUUAUACCAGCCGUCACUUUCAUCUUGGCUGCUUCUUUUGGGCUGGAGGAGAUGGGAAUAUCAACUCUAGCAGGAAAAGCAAAAGUGGUGGGAACAUUAAUGGGUAUCACAGGAGCAAUGUUGCUAACAUUUUGCAAAGGAGCAGUGAUCCACAUCUGGUCAAAACAGGUCAACCUGAUGAAACUUAUUACACCUAAUGGACGCCACGCGGCAGCAUCAAAUGGCAGCCUUGUACUGGGGUGUAUAUUUGCCAUGGGGACUUGCUUGUCAUUUUCUGUGUGGUUAAUAAUUCAAGCUAAAAUGAGUGCAAGAUAUCCAUGUCCGUACUCAAGCACAGCUCUAAUGUCUACAAUGGCAGCAAUUCAAUCUGCUGUUUUUACGAUCUGCGUAGAAAAAGACUGGAGCCAAUGGAGAUUGGGCUGGAACAUCAGGUUGUUUACUACAGCUUAUUCAGGAAUAGUUGUGCAAGGCAUGAAUAUAACUUUCAUGAUAUGGUGUGUGCGGAUUAAGGGUCCAUUGUUUACAACUUCUUUUUAUCCCCUGAUGCUUCUGUUCACUGCCUUGGCUGGAUCUCUGCUUCUUGACGAGGAAUUACACCUUGGAAGCAUAAUAGGAUCGACUUUCAUCGUGUGCGGAUUAUAUGCAGUAUUAUGGGGUAAAAAUUCAGAGACGAAGAAAACAUCUCUACUCAUUCCGUUGAAAAACUCGGAAGAAGUUGAAACCACAGUUAUAACUAGUAAGAGUGACAAUGUUGAAAAUUUAUCAUCAGAAAAGUUGCAUGGAAAAGAAGAAAAAGAAAAGGAAAGUGAAGAGAAGGUCCCUGUUGAUUGGCGGUGAGAGUUUUAUUUUGGACCUGGGUGAUGAGAGGGAUGAUGGCUAUGCUUAUAGAUCAGAGGACUCCUUGCUGUGUGAUAAUAGCAUCUCAGGAUCCUACCGCUAUGCUCGGUGAUCUCCGCUCCUGUCAGUCGUUAAUGGGCUAUUAGCUCUAAUGUGUCAUCUUCCUUGUGUGCUUCUUCCCUAUGGUUGAUUCUUAUGGAUCAAGAGUCUUCCUAUUUUUCUUUUUCUCAAGCAACAAGCUUACUCCUAUGGCGCUUGUGGACUAUUUAGAUAGUGUAAGAUUCGAUUUAACAGGUUAGACCGUUGAUCCAGGAUUGAUUCUAUUAGGUUACUCCAUAUUUAAUCUUGAGAAUGAGAAUAUAAAAAAAAAACUAUCAGGGAUUCACCGAGAAUGCCUCUAGUGGAAAUCCUUUGACACUUAAAUUAGAUCAAAAAUUAUUUGAAAUUUAUUAAUAUAAAGAGAAAAUAAAAGAAAAUAAAUAGUAAAGUAUUUAAAAAGAAAUCUUUAAAAAACUUCUAUUUUGAGGGUUUUUCAUGAGAAUAUGAGAUAGAUUUUUCUUUAAACGUGAGAGAGAUUAACUUUCCGUGAGUUAGACUCCGAGAGAGAGCCCCAUGGGAAGUUGGUUAAGGGAUAUUUAUACCUCGACUCCUUGCCUUUAAGUCUCCUCAGAUUGGAUGGUGGCGUGUUGUAGCUGACAUAUCAAGCGGCUGACAGUCGAUUAAUCAAUGCAAAAUCGUUUUGCCCAUACUUUUUGACAGGUGUGUUAGGUGACACAUAAUUGUGGAGCAUGCUUAGCCCAUACCCUUUGGCAGUUAUGACAGGUAGUUGAGCAGUCUUUCUACACGCGCAUUUAAUACCUCAGAGAGGGUUAAAGAGGCCUACCAUUGCGUGGGAGGUCCUAUUUUAUCAGGUUUGUGCCCUAGUUUCAUAUCUGGAUGUUCCGGUGGUGUGAAGGUGUGGACGUGUAUUUAAAUGAUUGGAUUGCGAGUUUGGUUUUAUGGGUUAUGGUUUUUCGGAUUGUAUUUAUGGACUGUGGUUUGUGAGCUGUAAUUACUGGACGGUCUGAUUUAUUUGUUACAGAGUGGCUGCUUGGUUUUCUUCUC
Messenger RNA from Manihot esculenta (cassava), 2336 nucleotides. RefSeq names its product WAT1-related protein At1g25270. The coding region runs from base 66 to 1232 and encodes 388 amino acids. The transcript has 7 exons. Gene Ontology annotation, cellular component: plasma membrane. NCBI's taxonomy places the organism in Eukaryota, Viridiplantae, Streptophyta, Magnoliopsida, Malpighiales, Euphorbiaceae. Gene Ontology annotation, molecular function: transmembrane transporter activity. The record is from RefSeq and is a predicted model, not a curated record.